Caenorhabditis auriculariae is the source of this 1785-nucleotide messenger RNA. NCBI's taxonomy places the organism in Eukaryota, Metazoa, Nematoda, Chromadorea, Rhabditida, Rhabditidae. The record is from the annotation of a GenBank genome assembly.
AUGGCUGCCGAGGAAACUUUAACUACGAGCAUCGGAUUGGAAGGAGGGCCGUCGACCUCGACAACCUUCUCAUUUUUUGAAAAGGAUGAGAUCGGAGCUCUAUUCAACUUUGAAAAACUGGCAAUAGGUAGCGAAGGCCCUUCCACUCGCGUUUCCUCUCCGGUGAGAAUUUUUUUCAUCGUUUUUUUUCUCCUUUCCUGUGGUUUUUAAUGAUUUUUUAAUUGAAGACCCCGCCACGAGCCACGAUACGAUGCACAACUUACCGUUGUGGACGAUAUACGCCCUAUUUCGUCCACGCGUUUCGAAGGUUUAAAUUUUAUUAUUUAUAAUUUUUUUAAUAAGCAUUUUCACCCUUUUUUUAUUGUUUUUUUUGUUGUCUUUUGGAGCUCACAGCUUCGAUUUUUUUAUGUAAGAGAAUCUCCCUUUUUUUCAGUUUUGAUUAUUGUAUAAUAUAAAGGCUAAAUCGAAAAAUUUUUAAAAGUUGGCCAAUCAUUUUUCUGAAAUUUGAGAUUUUUUUAGACGUAGGACGAAACCAACGCCAAUAAAUGAAGCGAACGUCGAGGAAAUGGCAAAAAUUCGUUUAAGAGGCGAAGUCGAGGCGUUGAAACUCUGUUUACUAGAUAGGUUGGUUCUUUUUUCUUUUGUUUCUUGGUUUUUUUGAAGUAAAUUUCACAUAGCUUGAUUUUCAUUUGAAUUUGUUUGAAGUAACCAAUGGUUUAUUGGAUUUUCGCAUUUUAUAGUAUUCUCGUGUUUCUCAUUUCCUAUAACUUUGCUGAUUUUUUUCAAGUUUUUCAUUCUAUGUCUCACCCAAAAAAGCGAAAAAUUUGUGGCAGAUGUUGGAAAAAAAGUAAUUUUUCUCUUUCGAUAUAUUUAGGGAUCAAUCGAGAUUUUUCGACACUUUAAAUUUUUUUUAAUGAUUUUUUUUAGAGCUUUUAACCCUUUUUCUUCUGCAAAAAGUAAAUUUACCUUCCUUUUUUUCAUAAUAUUUUUAAUUAUAGAGAGCUCUUUUAAUUCAGUUUUGAGACUUUAUUGUUUUCACUUUUUAUUGUCAUUUUUUUUUUUUGGUUGAGAUCAGAAUUCGAUUUCUGUAAUUCUCAGUUUUUAGGAACGUGUUUGCUUUCAAAACUCGAAACAAAAAAAGUUUAACGUGGUCUAGAGGAUAUCUGAAAAUGUCUUAGGAAAUUGUUUUUUUUUACAUCUGCUUUCCAUACUCUUUGAAAACGAUAAUCUUAAUCAAAUUUGUUCUGUGGAAUGUUCGAAAAUCCCCUUUUCGGUUAUUUUUUAUCCUGUGCUUUUUUUGAUUGUUGAGUUUCAUUCUUUCUUUUCUUUUCGAACCAUAAAAAAAUGUUGAGAAAUAUCUCUAAUUCAUUUGAAAUGAUUUCGAUUCGAUUUUUGAAACGAACUUUCAUGCCUUUGAUCGAGUUUCUCUUUUUUUUGUGCUUUUUUUGUUCAUCGUUGGAAAAUCGGAUUCUAAAUUGCCAUCAAAAAAACACCAUGAGCGUGUGAAAAAGAUAACUCGAUUAUAGUGAGAUUGAAUUUCGCGAAAUCACUUUGAACAGAGCAACAAAAGCCAGCUUUGAACGAAGUUCGUUUCCUUCGGAAAAAAAAAACCGAAUUUUUAAGUCAAAUUACGGUUUCAGGAAAGACAUCAACACGCCGUGCAGCGUCCAGGCGGCGCGGCCUCCAUCUCCGGACGAGGCGGUCGACGAACUCUCCGAGUAUUUCACGCAUUUCGUCCGCGUCGGCCUCAAAAUGUCGGCUCUGGCCGAGUCGAUGUACGUCUGA